Molecule: messenger RNA, 2019 nt
Organism: Iphiclides podalirius (scarce swallowtail)
Lineage: Eukaryota; Metazoa; Arthropoda; Insecta; Lepidoptera; Papilionidae
Source: the annotation of a GenBank genome assembly
AUGAGUCACAGAAGUAUACAUUACACAGUUUGCCUUGCAGUGCUCAUACUUUCUGCCCAUGCAAGAGAAAUAACGCAAGCCACAAAACUGACAGAUUAUGACUCAACUACAGAGACUAGUGAAGAAAAAUCAAUAUUUAAUGAAAAUUCAGAGGACAAGACCGUUGUAGACGCUUCAUCUAGUAAUCGAGAAAAUGGUAUCAGCAGGGCUUUGAAUGUUGUUAAUAGAAAAAUGCCUGGACCAGCCAUAGAGGUUUGUCAACAUGAUAGAAUUAUUGUGGAUGUAGAGAACGAUUUGAUGACUGAAGGCACCACAGUACAUUGGCAUGGACAACACCAAAGGGGAAGUCCUUACAUGGACGGAACUCCUUACGUCACGCAGUGUCCAAUUUUACCUGAGUCGACAUUUAGGUAUCAGUUUAAUGCAUCUCAUGCUGGAACACAUUUCUGGCAUUCCCACUCAGGCAUGCAGAGAGCCGAUGGCGCUGCCGGUGCCUUAAUCAUCAGGAAACCCAAGUCUCAGGAUCCUCAUGGGAAACUGUAUGAUUAUGAUAAAUCAGAACAUGUGAUGAUCGUCACAGAUUGGAUUCACGAGCUGUCGGUGUCGAUGUUCACUGACCACCACCAUUCUGUCGGGGACAACAAGCCUCCCACGUUGCUAAUUAACGGCGUCGGACGAUUUAGAAUAUUUAACGAAACGACGGGGCCUAAGUACAUGAAGGCAGCUACGUUUGACGUUGAAAAGGGCUACAAAUAUCGUUUCCGAGUGAUCAACGCUGAGUUCCUGAACUGUCCCAUUGAACUUUCUGUAGACGGCCACAAUAUAACUGUGAUCGCAUCAGACGGCUACGACCUGGAACCAAUCACAGCCACAUCUUUGGUGACGUACGCCGGGGAACGAUAUGAUUUCGUUCUUGAAGCCAACAACGAGAUUGAUAAUUAUUGGAUUCGAUUCCGUGGUUUGAUGGAUUGCGAUGAAAGGUUUACCAAAGCGAAACAAGUCGGGGUGUUGCAUUAUGAAGGCGCCUUGAACGCAGAGCCAUCGGGUGAUCCCACGUGGGAGGAAUUGCAUAAUGAAGGUUUGCAAUUGAAUGCAUUGAAUAAAGGCGAAGAAGAAAACGAAACGAUAAGCGUUGCUGAAAUGAAAUCGCUAGAAGGCUACGACGAUAGUUUGAAAGAAAUUGCGGACUAUCAGUUUUACGUGGCGUAUGAUUUCUACGCCAAGAACAAUUCUCACUUCCACCGUUCACCGUAUUAUGGAUAUUACCAAGUGCCAAACAAAGAUAAUCGCCUGUAUACACCUCAACUCAAUCACAUAAGUAUGAAGAUGCCAUCAAGCCCGCUUCUAAUUGACCGGCCCUCCCCCGAAAACUUCUGCAAUGCCUCUAGCCUCAACGAAACUUGCAAAGAGGGAUACUGCGAAUGCCCCCACGUUCUGUCAGUUAGGAAGAAUGCUGUUGUCGAGAUCAUUAUUGUCGACGAAGGUGUCACGUUUGACGCAAAUCACCCAUUUCACUUACACGGCCACUUCUUUAGGGUUGUGGGAAUGAGACGCCUAGCUAACGACACUACCAUCGAGGAAAUCAAGGAGUUCGACAGAGCAGGGCUGUUGAAGCGGAAUUUGAAAAAUGCCCCGUUAAAGGACACGGUAACGGUUCCCGACGGCGGCUACACCGUUAUCAGAUUCAAAGCCGACAACCCUGGCUACUGGCUGUUCCAUUGCCACAUAGAGUUCCAUGUUGAAGUGGGCAUGGCUUUGGUGUUCAAAGUGGGCGAACACAAGGACAUGGCACCAGUGCCGCCCGAGUUUCCGAGAUGUGGCAGUUACAUGCCGGACAACAUGCUUGAACACGCCACCACGGAGAAACCCAAAACAGACGGUCAACAUAUAUCCAUAACGCAUUGGUGGCCAGUUGUCGUUAUGAAUAAUAACGGUACGUCAUCCGCGAGCAGCUUGAGCUCCAUUUGCGGAUUAGUUUUCGUUUCCAGUAUUUGGUUUUUAAAAUUUGUCAUUGGCACG